GCUCUCGAACUCUUUGGGUUAGAGAGAGAAACAGAAGCACAAAUGCCCUGAUUCAACAACGUGUCUGUUAUAGUUGCCUCUGUUCAUAUUCAGUUAGCCCUCUUUUCCCCUUCAUCGAUUUCAAAGCCUUCAAAUUUUGCAGAGAAAGUGAGAGUGAAAUGGCAAGCUCAGUGGAGAAGGAGGGUGAGGAGGUUGUGUCCUUAGAACUACCAGCUCCUUCGGGUUGGGUUAAGAAGUUUCUGCCCAAGCAAAGUGGAACUCCUAAGAAAAAUGAGAUCGUAUUUACAGCUCCAACGGGAGAGGAGAUCACCAACAAAAGACAGUUGGAACAGUACCUGAAAGCACACCCUGGGGGUCCUGCAGUAUCAGAAUUUGAUUGGAGCACUGGUGAGACACCAAGGAGAUCAGCAAGGAUUAGUGAGAAGGCCAAAGCAACUCCACCACCGGAAGGUGAGCCCCCAAAGAAGCGAAGCAGAAAAUCAACUUCGGCGAAGAAGGACAGCAAAGAAAAGCAAGCUGGUCCUGAAGGAGCUGAGGAGACAAAAAUUAGUGAUGUGCAAGCUGCUGAAAAAGCUGGGAAGGUUGAAGAUACUGAGAUGGAAAAGGAUGAUGUGAAGGAAAACCAAGAUGAGGAAAAAGCACCAGUUGCAGAUACCAAGACAGAAGUAGCUCAACCUGAAGAAACAAAAGUUGAACAAGAAGCUAACGUACCUGGCGAUGCUGAAGAGUGCAAGAAAACUAGCGAAGCAGAUCCAGAAGAUUCAAAAGCAUCCAUUGAUGGGACGGAAGUUGAAGGUUCUGGUUUUGGAAAACAAACCGAAAAAGAAAAUGCAGAAGGGGAAAAAGUAGAAGAGAAGGGCGAGCAACCACAGGUUGAGGUAGGGAAAGAGGAAGAGACAGGGGAUCAGGGCAAAGCCGAAAUUGCUAUUGUUGUUGAGGACAAACAUGAAGUAGAAGGAGAAGAAAAAGAGAAACAUAAUGAAGUUGCUAUUGAAACUGAAGUAGAAAUCGAGGAGAAAGAAGCAGCAAAAGGGAACACUGAGGGAAAAAAUAGUUCAGGUGUUCGUGAAGCGGGCAAGAAGGUUGAAGGAGAAGUGAUUGAGAAUGGCGGCCCAGGCAAUGAAGCUUGAUGGUUUGCUGAAUGGCACCGGUUUCUCGUCCAGCAUUCUGACCCUUUCACAUUUCUGAGAAAAUCAUUAGUUUCAGUGUUGUUAAUUUUAGCUAUCUGAUUGUUCAUUGAAGCAUCCGUCUAUAGGAUCAUUAGAUUAGGCCUAUAAUGUACCAUCCUUUUGUUGUACUAGAGAGAAUGUAGCUGUCAGUGACCUCUGUAACAUUAUGUUGUAAAAUACUGGUGAUGUAAUACUAUUAUGCAGCCCUGUAUUAUUGUAGUGAUGUUAAGAACUCGUUUCACUUUUGAAGCUCAUGCUUGAGAUGACC
Prunus avium (sweet cherry) is the source of this 1437-nucleotide messenger RNA. Lineage: Eukaryota; Viridiplantae; Streptophyta; Magnoliopsida; Rosales; Rosaceae. The record is from RefSeq and is a predicted model, not a curated record.